This is a messenger RNA of Cryptosporidium muris RN66, 780 nucleotides long. Its product is annotated as peptidyl-prolyl cis-trans isomerase, fkbp-type family protein. Gene Ontology annotation, molecular function: peptidyl-prolyl cis-trans isomerase activity. Bases 1 to 780 code for a protein of 259 amino acids. The transcript has a single exon. The record is from RefSeq and is a predicted model, not a curated record. Lineage: Eukaryota; Apicomplexa; Conoidasida; Eucoccidiorida; Cryptosporidiidae.
AUGUUCAAGAUCUUUAGAAUUAUAUUAUCUACAAAUAAAAAUAAGAGGAAUUUAGAUUCCUUUAAAUAUGAGGAAUUUGGGCUUACAUUGGCACAAAUUACUCUUGUUGAUGGAGAUAAGGUUGAUAUAUUUGUAAAAUUGUCAAAUAAUAACCAAAUAUUAAGAAUAGCAACUGUUACAAAAGCACAGCCAAAUACUUGUUUAAGGCAAUUAAAAUUUCCAAUAAAUUCUAUAAUGCUUUGUAAAGGGAAUGGUACAAUACAUUGUAUUGCAAAUUUACCUUUAAGAAGUAAAGGCUGUCAUAAAAAUGAAAUUAUUUAUGAACAAAGAGAAUUUCAAGAUAAAAACCAAUUAAAAAAAGAAACUGAAAUUAAUCCACAAGAUAUUAUAAAUUUUAAAGGAAAACAAAAUUCUAAUGAAAUUAAACCAGGUUAUUGUCGAGAAUUUUCUAAUGGAUUAAAAUAUGAAGUUCUGUCAAUAACCAAUUUACCAAAACAUGAUAAACCACAAAUUGCAUUAAAUGGAAGUAAUGUUAAAGUUAAGUAUGAAGGUAGACUAGCUUCUAAUGGGAAAAAAUUUGAUAGUGGAAUAUUCUCAUUUACUCUUGGAUGUGGUGAUGUUAUUAAAGGUUUUGAUCAAGGUGUAAAAGGUAUGCUUGUUAAUGAAAAAAGAAGAAUUUUUAUUCCAUCUAAACUUGGAUAUGGAUUAAAAGGUUCACCACCAAUUAUCCCAAGAAAUGCAGAUUUAGUUUUUGAAAUUUCAUUAUUACAAGUUGCAUAA